AUGCCAGACCCCGACGAGACCCGGCAGGGAAAGUCGAGGUCUUUGCGAGCGCACAUUUACCUUUCAUUCUCAAUCAAGAACCAUCAGCUACGAAAACAUCAUGACCACCCCACCCGGCACGAGCCACCAGGCAACCUGUCUGACCUUACCGGCGAUAACAAGGAUAAAUGGUCUAAGGACUAUAUUUCCCAUUGGAUGCAGGGUGAAAUCAAGGCUGAUCCUCGCGUUGUCGGUGCUGGCCGUACACCUUUGACCCAAUUCUUUGAUGGGACUGUCACACCGUUUAAUCAACAGGACAAACCGCUACCGGUCGAAUGGAAUGCAUUUCCUAAUCUGAUUAAAAGUUCAUACCCAGGGGAGCCUCUGUGGUGGCAAGUUGCUGACUCGUCCCGGGUGGUCCAGGACGAGUAUCUGGAGUGGUCGGUGAGCCGGGGUCCCCGAAAAUACAGUGGAGAUAUUUACCGUGUGACCUUUAGUGCGGAGGGGCCAGAAAAAGGCGACUUUCUCAAGCUGAUCAGAGAUCUCAACUCGGGCUUUGCCAGCCAAAUGAGUGACAGCGACUUUUUCCUCACCGACCCUAUGACCAAUAGCGAAGUCUACAAUCCUGGGAAUCAGUGGAAUUUAGUCAGUACGACGGGCACCAUUGCCCAUCUUGUCUGGCCGAACAACACCCUCUCAGCCGAGAUUGAUAUCGGCGCGCAGGCCAUGGUGAUCCGCAAGGAUGAUCAAGGUAACGUCAUCGAAGACAAGGACGACCUGAACAAUUGCUCCAAAUACGGCAACCCAGGCAGAAAUUCCGAUCCAAGUAUCGGAAAGGCAAUCAACGGCUUGGGUCGCAAAGGUGCAAGCCUCAUCGUUGCUGAGCCAGCUGCGCUUGACAUCCGCAACUUCGACACGGGCAACUUUCAGUUUGACAUCAACAGCACAUCGGACCACGCCCUACCUGACCCUAAAGAUCUGAAGCCGAUUGAGAGACCGAAAGAGGUGUUCCAGUGGCAGCGGGGCGACAUCAGCACCAAACACGGCCUUCAGAUCCAGACGAGGCCCAAGCGGCACAUCAAGUACGGGGAUCGAUUUGCCGACUACCUCACCAUGGGAAUCAGCGCCAUGGGUGUGAAGGGCAAAGCGGCGAGCCCUGAGAAAUGCUACCAGCCUUCAACCAAGGCUGCUGCCUCGGUGAAACCAUCCUGUGCGGAGUUCGAUGGCUUUGCCCAUCCCGGAUUCGUGGGUGCCCCUGGUUCGUCUCGUGCUUCGGCCAACGCUCUAGUACAUGAACAGGAAAUUGUAAACCGAACAGGGUAA
Molecule: messenger RNA, 1302 nt
Organism: Aspergillus pseudonomiae
Lineage: Eukaryota; Fungi; Ascomycota; Eurotiomycetes; Eurotiales; Aspergillaceae
Exons: 6
Coding region: 1-1302 (433 amino acids)
Source: RefSeq, a predicted model, not a curated record